This is a messenger RNA of Bufo bufo (common toad), 1281 nucleotides long. RefSeq names its product PGC-1 and ERR-induced regulator in muscle protein 1-like. The record is from RefSeq and is a predicted model, not a curated record. The transcript has 2 exons. Bases 1 to 1281 code for a protein of 426 amino acids. NCBI's taxonomy places the organism in Eukaryota, Metazoa, Chordata, Amphibia, Anura, Bufonidae.
AUGGCCACCUGGCUGAUCUCAUCUCUAUUGUCACUGGUCUCUCCCAUGGGCAUCUCCACUGGGUCUCUUUCUUCUUUACUCACUUUAUCUCUGCGCUCUCUUUCCUUUCCAGUCUCUUUACCUCAGGGGUCUCUUUCCUCUCCAGUCACUUUACCUCAGGGGUCUCUUUCCUCUCCAGUCACUUUACCUCAGGGGUCUCUUUCCUCUCCAGUCACUUUACCUCAGGGGUCUCUUUCCUCUCCAGUCACUUUACCUCAGGGGUCUCUUUCCUCUCCAGUCACUUUACCUCAGGGGUUUCUUUCCUCUUCAGUCUCUUUACCUCAGGGGUCUCUUUCCUCUCCAGUCACUUUACAUCAGGGGUUUCUUUCCUCUUCAGUCUCUUUACCUCAGGGGUCUCUUUCCUCUCCAGUCACUUUACCUCAGGGGUCUCUUUCCUCUCCAGUCACUUUACCUCAGGGGUUUCUUUCCUCUUCAGUCUCUUUACCUCAGGGGUCUCUUUCCUCUUUACUCACUUUAUCUCUGCGCUCUCUUUCCUUUCCAGUCUCUUUACCUCAGGGGUCUCUUUCCUCUCCAGUCACUUUAUCUCAGGGGUCUCUUUCUUCUACAGUCUCUUUACCUCAGGGGUCUCUUUCCUCUCCAGUCUCUUUACCUCAGGGGUCUCUUUCCUCUUCAGUCUCUUUACCUCAGGGGUCUCUUUCCUCUCCAGUCACUUUACCUCAGGGGUCUCUUUCCUCUCCAGUCUCUUUACCUCAGGGGUCUCUUUCCUCUCCAGUCUCUUUACCUCAGGGGUCUCUUUCCUCUCCAGUCUCUUUACCUCAGGGGUCUCUUUCCUCUUCAAUAUCUUUACAUCAGGGGUCUCUUUCCUCUCCAGUCUCUUUACCUCAGGGGUCUCUUUCCUCUCCAGUCUCUUUACCUCAGGGGUCUCUUUCCUCUCCAGUCACUUUACCGCAGGGGUCUCUUUCCUCUCCAGUCUCUUUACCUCAGGGGUCUCUUUCCUCUCCAGUCUCUUUACCUCAGGGGUCUCUUUCCUCUCCAGUCUCUUUACCUCAGGGGUCUCAUUCCCUCUCAGGUCUUCUCUCCUCCAGUCUCUCUUUCAAGCUCUGGGAAUCUUUAUCACAUCCCCAGCUGUCUCUCUCUGUCUCUCUCUCUCCGGCCUGUCUCUAUCCUCUCGUGGCUCUCCCUUUCUUGAUACGAUGUCAACCUGUAUCUGCCUCUCAGUCACCGGUGAAAGUAGACACCAGCUUCCCAACCUCAACUAGAGCCUCAUACAUACACCUAUGA